Molecule: messenger RNA, 351 nt
Organism: Haemonchus placei
Lineage: Eukaryota; Metazoa; Nematoda; Chromadorea; Rhabditida; Trichostrongylidae
Source: the annotation of a GenBank genome assembly
AUGGCCAUUACUGACGGAACUGGGAAGCCUGCUCAAACCAGCUCACAGCAAGGGCAGGUAUUGACCUCACUUCCGGUAGGCUCAAGCGGUGGCAAAUCAGAAGACAAUACCACUCGAUCACUACUGCCCCUUCGGGCUCCUAUGAUGGUCAAACCCAAAUGGCAUGCGCCGUGGAAGCUUUAUAGGGUGAUUUCUGGACAUACGGGAUGGGUACGUGCCGUUGAUGUGGAGCCACAAAAUCAGUGGUUUGCCAGCGGGGGAGGUGAUCGUAUCAUAAAGGUGAAGUGGUUAUCAAUAUUUAUGAUCUCUUGGCCAUCCCGAGCUAGUUCUCUUUUAAGAUUUGGGAAUUAG